Chelmon rostratus (copperband butterflyfish) is the source of this 4489-nucleotide messenger RNA. Its product is annotated as interleukin-6 receptor subunit beta. The record is from RefSeq and is a predicted model, not a curated record. Bases 87 to 2435 code for a protein of 782 amino acids. Gene Ontology annotation, molecular function: cytokine receptor activity; protein binding. Gene Ontology annotation, biological process: cytokine-mediated signaling pathway. The transcript has 15 exons. Gene Ontology annotation, cellular component: external side of plasma membrane. Lineage: Eukaryota; Metazoa; Chordata; Actinopteri; Chaetodontiformes; Chaetodontidae.
AUGAACAUGUCAGAGAUGAAAGCAGCAUGGUCUCUGUGGGUUUCUGUAUGGAUGUUUUCGGAUGUUAAUGAGCCGAUCUUCUGAAUAUGCUGUCAUUUUUUCCAGUUAAGAUGGACAUUUGGUCUCAUAAACUGCAGCUUGCCACCUGGACAGUGAUGAACCUCCUCUAUGUGUUUUCUUAUGAGGUGACGGUGAGGGACUCUGAUCUGAGGCUGUGUGAAAAGGACAAGCGAGUGUGUGUCGCUGACCUCAGCGACUGUGGCCCUCGACCUGCUUCAUCUAUACAGAAGAGCCUCAACAUGUCCUGUCACUACCUGAUAUCACACAGAUCCAUGGCAUGUGAGUGGAGCGAGGAGUCAAACGGCCACACUGACGUCUCGCUCAUCUUCAGGAGCAUGGAUCAAAUCUUAUCCUGCCGGGGAAUCUUCAACCCAGCCGCCGUCCUCAAUGUGACAGCCAGGAUAAGAAACCGCAUGAUGGGUGGCGAGAUGUGGUCCCAGCCUCACGCUGUGUUUCUUUAUGAUGCAGUCAAACCCUCUCAGCCGGUCUUAACUGGACUCGGCUCCACUGCGGACUCUGUCGAUGUGUCUUGGAGAAGCAGCAGUGACGGCGGGUGUCGGCUUCGCUACAGAGUCGACCACACUCACAGAUGGACCCAGGCUUCAGUUUCUGUCCCUGCACGCCGAGAUCAGAUAGUGACCUACAAAAUCAAAGACCUCCUGCCGUUUACCAUCUACAGAGCUGCUGUGGCCUGCAGAGAAGAGUCCGGCAUCUGGAGCGACUGGAGCUCUGACAUCGCUGUGAGGACGCUGGACAGGGUCCCCUCCAGGCCUCCAGAGGUGUGUUACAGAGUGGAGGAAUCUGACUCUGCUGGAUCUUUUCUCCUUCAUCUCAUGUGGAAGGACCUCGACCUCAGUAAAGCCAGAGGUCGCGUCCUCGGAUACCAGGUGAGCUAUGAGCCAGUGAAGAAGCAGGAGCUGCACGGCAGUUUAAUUCGAAAUGUCACUGAGGUGACAGCACUCCUAGUGGUGGAGGAGGGGAACUGCAGUGUCACAGUUACAGCCUUUAACAUGGCUGGAUACGGCCCUGCUGCACAUCUCAGCAUCAACAUAGAAAGACAGAACGCUCUCCCCUCGGUGAGAAACUUGUGGGUUUCCAGCUCCUUCCCUUCUGUGGAAGGCCUUCUGGUGCAAUGGGUGAGCCUCACAGCCCCGCCCUAUGUCCCACCUGUCAGUCAUUUUGCUGUCCAGUGGCACUCUGAGACUCGUCCAUCCCCCAGCCGCUGGACUACAGUGGACAGCUUCACCACCUCCACUGUCAUACAAGAUGUGGACCCCGAUGAGUCCUACCUGAUCAGUGUGUUCCCUGUCUACAGGCAGCACUGUGGAUCUCCUCUGUCGCUGCCUGCCGGUCUGCAGCAGGGAGCUCUGAUGGAGCCGGUCAAACUGACGGUGAUGGGCGUGACCAAGUCAACUGUGACAUUUGUGUGGGAGUGGCAGAAGAAGUCCAGGCCAAUCAGAGUGAACAGAUACAGAGUGAUGCUGAGGAAAGACUCAGAGAUACAAACUCUGUCUUUGUGGCCGGACCAAUCGCAGCACACCCUCAUCAACUUGAAACCCAACACUGAGUAUUCUCUUCUCCUAUUGGCUGAUAAUGUUUCCAGAGACAUCAUCCCCGUGAGAACAGACUUUGAUGAGGUAACAGCGGUGGCUACAGCGACUCCUCUGCUGCUGCUGGCCGUUACUGUGUUCAUCAUCUCCAUCCUGUCUCGGACCGUGUACCAGUCGUACUUCUUCCCGCCGAUCUCCAGCCCUCGGGGCAGUACGACAGGCCAGUGGCUGAUGGACACGAGCCACCAGAAAAUGACAGAGAGGAACAUCCUGGAUAUGAAGGACUUCCAGGUGACGGAUGUACUCGGAGAGAAAAGUGUCAUCAUGGUCGGUCCGAACUCUCAGCACUCCUCAGAAGAGGACCUACAUGAAGGCACCUCCCUGCUGUCAAUCAGUCACCUCAUCAUCAAACUGUACACAGAGUAUGUUUCUGAUUCUCCAGUGUUCACGGAGCACCAACUGGUCUCUCCCCAGUCUGACCAUCCUGACAACACAGUGAACUGCCAUCAUCCGGACGGAGUUUUCAUAGCUGACGCUGCUCCGCUGCCUCAGACACAGGAAGCUAACGGCUGCUUUCCUCAGAAAGAGGAAGAGGGCAGAGACAUUGACUUUUCUGAGACAUCACAGCAGAAGGAAACUGCUGUGAGAAUGACAUGUGAGGCUGAGCAUACAGUAAACCCCUCCUUUCUGGGGAAAACUGAUGCUGAAACAGCGAGCAGACAGACUGACUGUUCUUAUCUGAUCUGUGAGACUGAUUAUAUAGCAAAUAGUUGCUUUACUGCAAAAAUUGCAGAUGAAGACAGAACCAUUAGUACUGCAUGCUAGGUCAAGGCACAGAUGGAUAAAUCAGAGGAUGGAUAUAAAAUGGAGACAACAAAGCUAUUCUUACUAUGUACUGAGAGGGGAAAACGUUGCAGUGGUGUCACCUAAAUGAAACCAGUUCAUUCUGUGUACGGAGGCCAUUAAUGCCAAUAAUAAUCAUAUUGAAAUGUAUCUGUACAGCAUAUUUCAUACAGGAACUGCAGCUCAAAGUGCUUUACGACAAAGACCUCACAUGCGCCAAGUGAGUGCUUCACAUAGACAAAACAGAAUGGACAUAAAAACAGGGCUAAACAUUUCAUGUAAAAUAAGAUGGAACAUAAAAACCCGCUCAAUAAUGACAGUAACUGUGAGAUAGGAGAUGAAGGCUUUGUCCGACACCAAAACCCUGCACAGUAGCUUAUAAUACUCUGAAUGUCAUAAAAGCAGCGACUAUUUUAUCUUUGGCCCUGGGGUUAGCAGACAGACGGCAUUCAUGUAACAAAGUAAUGUAGAAUGAGUGCUUGCUGCAUCAGAGCGGAAAAGUUCAACUUGGCUCAAGGUUUUGGUUUUGCUGGCUUUGCUGGACAACUCGGCUGUAGUCUGUUGGAACCUUCUGCAUUGGCUCCUCCUGCAUUUACCCAUGUGAAGAACGUGAAAGGUGCUAGAACAUUUGUACAUAAGUUAUCAGCUUCAGUGAUCAGGCAUUUUGAUCUUUUGCAAAAGCAAAAUUGUACGAGAGGAUUUAUCAGGGGAAAUCAAAGUUGUUUUAAUGUCCCAAUCAAUUAAUCUGAGCCUGUGAAUAUUAAGAUGCAUUAAGCUACAUUUACUAGUGGCAUGAGGCAAUGCACGAGCCACUCGCCUCUAUAGCUCGAGCCACUAUUGUAAUCUCUCGCAUUUCUUAUCAUUAUUAUUAUUAUUAGGGACACGGUGCAAAGCCCCAAGUCACUAUUGUUAUACUGCGCGUUUCUUCUUCUUAUUAUUAUUAUUAGGGACACGGGCGACGAGUCACUGGCUCCUACAGCUAUGAAAAUAGCUGCAGGGGCCAGUGACUCGGGGGCACUGCGCGUUUCUUCUUCUUAUUAUUAUUAUUAUUAUUAUUAUUAGGGACACGGGGCAACCCACAGAGUCACUGGCCCUUACAGCUAUGAAAUAGCUGUAGAUGUUGUAUUCAUUCUAAACCACAUACAUAUUUGAAAUAUAGAUAUUUAAUGUUUAAUAUAUUCAGGGAGCUCAUAGUGAAACUCAUUCUCCAUGUCGUUCUCCAUCAUGUCAUAGCACAAGCAACGCUGUAUGCUUUCAGCCAAUCUUACAGCUUCUAUGCAAGAACAUGAACAGGAGUCAGGUAAUAACUUAUAUGUAUAGCCCCCUUCACUCUCCACAAAAGUACAGAAAAAAAAUGAAGCUGCACUGCAAUUAGCUACCACAUUCUCUGGUUUAAAUAGCCCAUUUAUAUUAUUUUAUAUUAGGCCUAUUAUAUUAAUAUUGUUACAGCAAUUUUUAACCUUUUGGCAUACAUGUAGACAUGCUGAUUUGCAAUAAAGUUGAAGUGGCCCCUUAAUUUUUUUUUUCCCAGAGCUGUAAAUGCACACACACAUGAUCUUUAUGAAGUAACAAACUUUUACAUACAGAUUUAGCCAUUUAAUAUGUUAUAAAGAUAGUAACAUACCAUUUAAAGACUUUGGUCCUACUUAAGACAGGCUGUAUCUAAUGAAAAUAUUUUUUAGAUUAUCUGUCUCACCAAUAAUGACUUUUUUUUUCUUUUUCUUUUGAAAAGUAUCAAAAAAGUAUUGUUGGUAUCAUGACAACACUAGUAGAUAUUGAUACAUAUACCACGGUUUGAUAAUCAAUAAUUUUAUUGAAAUAUGCCAAUACAUCUGAUUGGCUACAGACACUUCCCUGUUGAAAAAAAUGCAUUUGUGGCUCGAGACACGGCAGGGGAGUCUCUCCCAUUAACUCCCAUUAAUUAAAAGUAUGUAUAUUGUCCCUUGAAGUGACCUUCAAUUAUGUUUUAACUAGUUAAAACAAGGGAGAGAUAUCUUGAACUGAAAUUGUGACUACUGAAUGUUUAGUAUAGAUCA